GAAUCAGGGCCCUUCUUGGGGUCUCUUCCAACUCUAUGAUUCUUGGCCAGAGGUGUCCUUUCCCUAAACCUUUCUGGCCCUUCCUCCUCCAGCUUCCAAGCCUUUGCCCCCAACCCCAGCCCCGGACGAAUACCUCGUUUCCCCCAUCACCGAGGAGAAGAUCCCUGCCAGCAAGAUGCAAGAACAAGAACGCUUCUGGAUCCCUGAUGGCUGGAGCAGAGGGAUUGCUCGCUCCGGGAGAAACAGACGGACGAUGAAGUCUAUGCGCCAGGCUUGGAUAUCAAAAGCAGCCUGAAGCAGCUGUCUGAGCGCCGUACUGACAUCUUCGGCGUGGAGGAGACGGCCAUCGGCAAGAAGAUUGGGGAGGAGGAGAUCCAGAAGCCAGAAGAAAAGGUGACCUAGGACGGCCAUUUGGGCAGCAUGGCCCGCACCCAGCAGGCGGCCCAAGCCAACAUCACCCUGCAAGAGCAGAUUGAGGCGAUCCAUAAAGCCAAGGGGCUGGUGCCGGAGGACGACAGCAAGGAGAAGAUCGGCCCAAGCAAGCCCAACGAGAUGCUGCAGCAGCAGCCGCCUCCACCGCCCUCCUCAGCCCCCAACAUGCCGACCAACGCCCCGCUGAUCGUGUCCGUGCCUCGCCCUCCUUCGAUGCCGCCCCCUGUCCGCACGACCGUGGUCAGUGCCGUCCCGGUCAUGCCCCAUCCCCCGAUGACUUCCGUCGUCCGAUUGCCGCCGGGGUCCGUGAUCGCCACGCUGAUGCCACCCAUCAUCCACGCCCCCCGGAUCAACGUCAUGCCGAUGCCGCCAUUGGCUCCCCCCAUUAUGGCACCGCGCCCGCCUCCCAUGAUCGUGCCGACGGGAUACAGACAGGGACCGGUCAGCGCACCAGGUAACUCCCUUAAGCGUCGUCAUUGCGUCCUAAAACUAACCUUCCGGUCAAGCUCUCGGUUUGCAUGCAUUGAGAGUGGGGCCAUUGGGGAAAACACAGUUGUGGUCUGUGUAUAUGAUUGUUUGUCAAUAGUUUCUGACCUUUAUGGACCUCUGAUCAUUGCCGCUCUGGAAAGACAUGGCUGCAUGAUAGCUUGGGUUUCAAUGCGCCAGGUAUCCUCUUUGCAAGGAGGACCGCGCAACGAACGCAGACGGCAUU
Sceloporus undulatus (fence lizard) is the source of this 1144-nucleotide messenger RNA. RefSeq names its product splicing factor 3A subunit 1-like. The record is from RefSeq and is a predicted model, not a curated record. The transcript is spliced from 5 exons. Lineage: Eukaryota; Metazoa; Chordata; Lepidosauria; Squamata; Phrynosomatidae. The annotation marks the transcript as partial.